This is a messenger RNA of Saimiri boliviensis boliviensis (Bolivian squirrel monkey), 555 nucleotides long. Lineage: Eukaryota; Metazoa; Chordata; Mammalia; Primates; Cebidae. The record is from RefSeq and is a predicted model, not a curated record.
GGAUGAGUAUUUCAUGUCAAGUGUAUUCAAGGAAGAGUGUGAAGGAUCCAUGGCCUCAGUCACCAUGAAGACCCUCCCAAGAGCCAGCCCUACUGGGCAGGUAUAAAUGAGUGGAGACAUGGAACCCACCCUUACAAGGCCUAAACCUGACAGAGCACACAAGACAGAAGCCCAGAUAACCAGGAGCAGGAAGCUGAAGGUGAGAGGCCCCAGGGCUGGCCUCUGUUGUGCCUGCUGCAGGCAGAAGGUGGUGCCGUGCUGUGAAUCCGAGACUCGGUCUGUGGCAGCUGCAGGGCCAGCAUCCACCACUGCAGAGCCUGCCAUGUCAUAUCCCAGAGUGGUGGAUGUCCAGUAUUUGCGGCGCAUCAACUCAGAGAGGCGCAAAGGUUUGGCUGGCCGCGCCAAGAGCUGGGUAAAAAAAAAGUGGAAGCCUAAGAAAACUUGCCGCACUGAAAGUGAAGGAGAAGCCUGCCGCCCAGUAUCACCACCGUCCUGUUGAGGUCCUGCAGGACCUGGUUUUGGAGGACGUGGAGGAGGAGGAGCUGCCCUCUGUCC